CUCGCACGUGCUCGACGACGCCAGGCAGCGGUCGGUCGGUAGUCAGUCACUCUCUCUCUCUUACCCUCUCUUUCUCUCUUUCUCUCUUGUUUCAUCGUGGAUUUUUCGAGGCGUCCGUUACGAGGAGAAGCUUCGGAGAGCGAUCUUCGUUUUCUGCUCUGUCUCCUCUGCUGUUUCUUCGCUCUAAUUGUACUGCUGCUUCAUUCGGCGAACACUUUGAUCGAGGCGUACAUCGGCAGGUGCGAGGCGUGCGAUCGCGCCUGGACAAAUAGAUACGGAUAAAUUCUUGCCGAUUCGAUUAUAGUUUUUGUAUAUUAAUAUAUAAGUGAAAGAGGAAAAAAAUCGUGUCCCCGCUGGAGAGGAGUAAUGGGAGGAUAAUUUUUCACGUUCCGCGAGGAUGACUUCGAUGGACGAGGUGAAAAACUACGACGAGGAGGAAGCGGAGGACGACGGCAACGACGAUCAUCAUCAUCGUCAUCAUCAUCGUAGUCGUAGUCACGCAGCUGCAGCCGUCACGAGUCGUCGGGUCUUCUUCGAGGCGCGGUCGAAUCGUUGAAAUAAUAUGCUGGAGAUGCUCUCUUAUCUCAAUCGUAAAGAGUGCUAUGGGUGGGGAGCAAACAUGGUGGUCAUGGGGUUCGCAGACCCGCAGCACGUCGAUCAACGCGACUUGGCCGACGUGGAACGAUUCGUCGUCGACGGAGUAUCCCAUUGCCUUCAACUUCAGCGGCGGCGACGGUGGCAACGGUUCGACUUGGCCGGAAGACGACGUCAGCAUCGAGACCCUGGGCGACUACGAUCUACUCGUCACCGUGCUCAUAGCCAUCCUCCUGAGCUUUCUCAUCAUCGCCACGAUAAUUGGUAACGUGUUCGUUAUCGCGGCCAUACUGCUCGAGCGCAACUUGCAGAGCGUGGCGAAUUAUCUGAUACUGUCGCUGGCCGUGGCCGAUCUCCUCGUCGCCUGUCUCGUCAUGCCUUUGGGAGCUCUGUACGAGGUGGCCCAUGAAUGGGCUCUCGGUCCGAAGUUAUGUGACAUGUGGACCAGCAGUGAUGUAUUAUGCUGCACUGCAUCCAUUCUGCAUCUCGUCGCCAUUGCCCUCGACAGGUACUGGGCCGUGACGAACAUCGACUACAUACAUCACCGCACGGCCCGCCGAAUCGGCCUCAUGAUCGGCGUCGUCUGGCUCGUCUCGUUCCUCGUCUGUAUCGCGCCCCUACUGGGCUGGAAGGAUCCCAAGUGGGAGCAGCGCGUCGUCGUGGAGAAGGCCUGCCUCGUCAGCCAGGACAUGUAUUAUCAGAUAUUCGCCACCGUGUCGUCGUUCUACCUGCCGCUGCUCGUCAUACUCAUACUCUACUGGCGGAUAUUCCAGACCGCCCGCAAGCGCAUACGCAAGCGAGUGGGCCAGUCGACCGAUGCACAACAAACUCGGCCGAUGGGAGGUGGCCCGAGCACGGCGACGACGACGAACCUGAUGCAGAUGCCGAAGCAGAUGGGCAGCAGCCACGCGGUCGGCGGCGCCCUGGCCCAGGCGCAGACCAGCGGCGGCAUAGCGGCGGCCGUGGUGGCCGUGAUAGGCAGGCCUCUGCCCACCAUUUCCGCCGAGACCACGACGACGGUCUUCACGAACGUCUCGUCGAACAACACGUCGCCGGAGCGCACGUCCUAUCAUCAUCAUCAUCAUAAUCAGGCGGACCAGCAGCUGCAGCCGGACAUGUCGUCGACGCAGCUGGACGCGUCGUCGCCCGGAGGGCGGCCCUACGGCGCGACCUCGACCACGACGCAGGCCCGUCGCAAAAAGAUCGCCGCCGACUCGAGGCGCGAGCGCAAAGCCGCCAAGACCCUGUUCAUCAUCACCGGGGCAUUCGUCGUCUGCUGGAUGCCCUUCUUCACGAUCGCCCUGCUGCUGCCCAUCUGCCAGGAUUGCGACAUCAACGCCCUGCUCUUCGCCUUCUUUCAGUGGCUCGGGUAUCUGAACUCGACCCUGAAUCCGGCCAUCUACACGGUCUUCUCGCCGGAGUUUCGCAACGCCUUCAAGAAGCUGCUCUGCAGGCACCGGAGACGCAGACGCGCGGUCAAUCGCAGGCAGGGGGUCGUGGUGCGUCAUUACAUCUGAUCUGUGUGUGUGUCUGUGUGUUGGUGCAAGUGCACACACAUAUACACUGUACGAACCCGCUUAUUACGUGUGUAUACGGCGCGCAUGAUAAUCAUCGUCAAACGAGUGUGUGUCUAGGUGCAGAGGCAUACAUAUAUAUAUCUGAUCGAGACAUGAUAUUUGCACGCAUACAUAUAUACAGGACCAACGAGCAAGAGAC
Molecule: messenger RNA, 2310 nt
Organism: Trichogramma pretiosum
Lineage: Eukaryota; Metazoa; Arthropoda; Insecta; Hymenoptera; Trichogrammatidae
Product: 5-hydroxytryptamine receptor-like
Exons: 9
Coding region: 603-2111 (502 amino acids)
Biological process (GO): adenylate cyclase-activating adrenergic receptor signaling pathway
Cellular component (GO): membrane
Molecular function (GO): G protein-coupled receptor activity
Source: RefSeq, a predicted model, not a curated record